AUGGAUCUGCUCCCGGGAGAAUCCCGUGGGUAUUGGAAGCAUCAUUCGCCAGGCAAAUGGUUUUGUCAGGCGAAGAUCACAGGCAAGAUCCACAAUGAGAAGACGAUCUUACUCUUAGAUACCGGCGCCGAGGUGUCCGUGGACACCGCUUUUGCACGUAAGAUUGAGUGCUAUAUCGACCCAAGUCAGAUCCAGGAUUGUGUGGGAAUUGGUGAUAAUACGUAUCGGAUGGAAGGAAGAACCCGGAUCAAGGUAACUCUUGCUGGAUCACUGGUAUAUUUCUUCGAUAUCUGGGUAGCUGAUCUGACUGGCCAACAAGCUAUACUCGGUAUGGACUUCAUGGUUCCAGCCAGGAUCCGCCUGGAUCUAGCUCAUGGGUCGAUCAGUUUGCGGAUGAAGUCCGGAUCCAGCUUAGCGGGAGACGUCAGUGACAAGGUGAAGAUCGUCAACGUCGGCCAAUAUCUUCGGAUCCAAGCAGGAGGGUCGGUGGAACUGCCAUUGCGCCUGAGGUCGUCGAUCCACGACAAGCUGUGGAUCACGCGUGGGGAUCGAUGGGUGCCGACAAUAUUCGACGGACCAGGGAGACCGAAGUAUAUAUCGAUCACCACCAUUGGAGACGAGGUGCUGAUCUUGCACCGAGACCAACAGAUUGGGAUCUGGCUGGCUGGAGACCAUGUACCGCGAAUACCAGGUUUCAUCUCGAUCGGCUCCCGUCGUUACAUGGAGUGGCAGAAUCUAGCGUUGGAAGCUACGACAGACACUCGUGCCGAAGAGAUGGAGGUCGAGGUCCCGCUGGUGCUCGCGGUGGAGCGGCCCGAGUACGAAACUCUGCGUGCAAUACUCCAGAGACCGAAAGCGACGCUGAUCCAGUGUCGGAAGUGUAAUCCGUCGAACGAUGAGCACGCCGCAUCUAUGACGCAAAAAACGAACAUGAAUCCAUCGCCUGUUGUUGAAGAUCAACCAGGCGCGUCGGAUCUGGACCUCACCUGGGACUCAGAUCAAGAUUAUGAUGAAUACGUAUAUUACCAUGAAGGAAGCGAUCUGUACGCGGUCCAUGUCGACGGUCAGAUGGCGGUACUGCCAGAAGUGCCGGCGACGACGGAAGAUAUGAAGAACGAGGACAUUCAGCUAUGUGGAUCUGAUAACCAGACCCCAGAAGAAAUUGAUCGACUUCGUCCAAAGAUCUGGAAGUUCCGACACCUCUUGAUCGGUAAAAGAAAUUCCCUUCCGCCGCCAGCUAGAGGUGUGGUGUGCGACAUCGACUUCAAGGAGAAGCUGGCAGACUUGAUCAAGGGCCUAUUGUCUGCCAAGAUGAUUAACUACACUAGAUCACCGUGGGCUUCCCCGAUCGUGGUGAUCAUCAAGAAGAAUGGAGUGGAUAUCAGGCUAUGCAUCGAUUAUCGGCUGGCUAAUAACCUAACUCAGCUGAUGGUAUACCCAAUGCCCUUGAUCAACGACCUACUCGAAGAUCUGGAGUCGACACUUUGGUACUGUUCUUUGGAUAUGGCGAGCGGAUUUUGGGUAGUGAAGAUGACGGAUCGUGCUCGUUGGAUCUCGGCUUUUAUCACUCCGUUUGGGUUAUUUGAGUGGAAUCGAAUGCCUUUCGGCUUGAAGAAUGCGCCCCAGAUCUAUCAACGCAUGAUCGAUAACGCAUUAUAUGGAUUCACCAGGAUCCCCAAAUGUGAAGAUCACGGAAGUGCUCUGGAUGUGUUUGAGGACGGGAAACCAGUGGAUCCAGGCAAGUCGUCUGUGCUUGGUCGCAGAUCAUAUAUCGAUGAUAUCCUGAUCCCUGCCAAUAACUGGGAUCAACUAUGCGAUCGAGUCGAAGGUUUACUCGAAGCGUGUGAUAAGUGGAAUUUGUCGAUCAGUGUGAGUUUCUGGGGGAUGCCUAAGAUGGAAUAUCUCGGCCAUAAGGUCUCUUACAAUGGACUGGAGGCAAACCCGAAGGGUCUGUCGGCACUGACUGAUCUAGCAUUUCCAGGAUCGCUCAGAGCUAUGCAGUCAUUUUUGGGAAGCCUGAACUAUUACAGUCGGUUCAUCGAGGACUAUGCGAUUUAUGCUUCGGUCUUGUACGAGUUACGGGAAAUCGACUUCGCUGCGAUGAUGAAAGACACCACCCAAGCGCAGAUCCAACGGAUACUAGAGGUGGAGAGCGUGGAUCAAGGAUCACAGGAAGAUCAAGCGAUCGACCACCGAAAGACCUUGGAUCCGGAGGCACAAGAUCCGACUGAAGUGGAUCCGCGUUGGAUCCACGCCUACCGGUCCUUCAGAGUGCUCAAGGCCAAGAUCGCUACUACUCCGAUCUUACGGCACUUUGAUCCAGAUCGAAGUGCUACGAUCGUAGUAUAUGCCAGCGACUGGGCUAUUUCAGGAUCAUUGAUGCAGGAGUAUGAUAAGAUCUACUACCCCGUGAUGUUUGCGAGCCGUACCUUGAAGUCAAAUGAGCUGAAUUACGGAAUCGCAGAGAAGGAAGUGCUAGCCCUUCUAAGGAUCCUGGAUUUUAACUACAAUGCACUGGCCGGACGUCCGAUCCAUGUGUUGACCCGACACUCUAAUUUGGCGUGGACGCUCGAGAUCACCAAUAUCGGACGCGACGAGGAUCUAUACGUCGUUAGUUUCGAUGGAUCUGCCCGUGUCAAGAGAGGUGGAGGCACCUACAGCCCAAUCUUGUGGAAGCUUCCUGAAUGGAGGGUGUUGAAGGCUAGAUCUGGGUACGCCGAAGGUUUGACGGUAAAUGAGGCGGAAUAUUAUGGGUUGUUGCUAUGUUUGGAUGUGUUGGAAGAUCUGGAUCCACGACGCCUGGUGAUCUGCGGAGACUCAAAUCUGGUGAACCGCCAAGUACGAGGUGAGAUCGACUGCAAGGCGCCGGCGGGCUUUGGAUCGACUUCGCUCUUGGCCGGAUCACGAGCCAUUGCAUGUCAAGCGAGAUUGGAAUGGGAGUGCCGACAGCUUAGCAAGUGCCGUACUACAACGACAGUGUGGGAUCGAGGUCGAGACCGAAGAGGAGAUCUAGGAUCUAGUGACCUUGAACCGGUUGGAUGA
Molecule: messenger RNA, 3042 nt
Organism: Phytophthora megakarya
Lineage: Eukaryota; Oomycota; Peronosporomycetes; Peronosporales; Peronosporaceae
Source: the annotation of a GenBank genome assembly